AUGUCAAGAGAUGAAUUAUCUGAAUCCCGUCGAGUAAACGAGAUAUUGCGAAACCUCAGAGGAGAACAGUACCGUCAUCAUCGCAACAUAAAUCGUGCACGAACGGACAUUCUUCCGUCCUCACUCACACACAAUACCCCAUCUCUCCCGACGAAUCUCGUUUACUCUGUAUCUCAAGGUACUGAACGGCCAGAUCGACUUGCAGGACCUGACCCUCCGAGGAGUUGGGCGACAAACCCUCUGCAGACCAAUGUGGAAGAUCGAAUCAAACCUGGUAGCUCAGGCCACGGGGAACAGAACUCAGCCGAGUUCCGGGCAGAUGCUCUAUCUCUAGUCAUACCGGGCUCAACGUCACUCGUUAAUGGCGCCUUGAUAUUGCCUCUUACUACGUAUUGCCUCGACGCCAUCCUCCGGACGUGUAGCCAGCGCGACAUGGCGCAAAUAGCGGAAUACAUUCCAGCUCAUCUACGGCGAUAUCUAGUUCGUCUAGCAGCUAUACGAUCGCCACUAUCCGAUAUGGUACUAAAUGCUUUGCGCGACGAGGGGGAGUACGUUGAUGGUGAGUGCGUCAUUGUCGGUCCGCACGGUGUCUUGCAAGUCCCUCAAGACGACCACCCGAGAAUCGAUCGAAACCUAGGCAAAAUGCCUUUACAACAUCAUGGUGCUCGGGGAGAUUCCUGGGAAUCGAGCCUCGAAGCCCCGGGCCCGACUGCGCCACAUACGUUUGCUAUCAUUUCAUUGCCGUUGACCACGAGCAAAUUUUUGUCUCUCCCGCCCACAAUAACUCGACUAGCGCUUAUCGAUGUCUCGACCUCUCUCCCCAUACGCCGGCUUCAUCUGAUAUGCCCAUUGCUCGCUGUGCUCGAUCUAUCUUACAACGUCUGGUUGAGCACACCGGAAGCUGGAUCACGAUUGGUUAAAGAGGUUGACUGGAGCAAACUACGCAAUUUAGAGAUUCUUGGUUUGCGGGACUGCUAUAUCGCUCCUGAUUUACGUGCUGUAAUCAACAGAGGAUCGUGGCGCGAUGUGCAAAUUGUCGUAUAACAUACCACCCAG
Molecule: messenger RNA, 1056 nt
Organism: Coniophora puteana RWD-64-598 SS2
Lineage: Eukaryota; Fungi; Basidiomycota; Agaricomycetes; Boletales; Coniophoraceae
Exons: 2
Coding region: 1-1044 (347 amino acids)
Source: RefSeq, a predicted model, not a curated record